Molecule: messenger RNA, 507 nt
Organism: Sphenostylis stenocarpa
Lineage: Eukaryota; Viridiplantae; Streptophyta; Magnoliopsida; Fabales; Fabaceae
Source: the annotation of a GenBank genome assembly
AUGGAAUCUGAAAGAAAAUUAGAGAAAGAGAAAGAACAAGACGAUCAAGGAGUGUUGUUGAAAACUACAAAAGUGGUGGAGUAUUUGGUGCCAAAGAUGUCUAUUGAGCUUCUCUGUAAGUUUCCAGAUAACUCUGCCUAUGACUUUGACUACUCUCAGAGCACAAUAUGGUCCCCUUUGCUUCCCACACCCUGCAGUCCAAUGGAUUUGGAUCUCAUAACUCCAAAGAAGCUUUCCUAUGACAUGGGUUUGGGUGCAAGGUGCAGUGUCAAGAAGGUGGGUUCUAAGCUUAGGAACAAGUUCAAUCUCAACCUUCAUUUCAUCAACAAACAUAGCAAGAGCAAGAACAAAAACCUGCCUUCUGAUUUCUCACCAACACCCUUUAAAGGUGCUUGCAACCCCAUCAUGAACAAGCGAUGGGCAAGAGCACUGAAAGCUGCUUCUAAGCAGUUCAAGAAAUGGAAGAUAAAGAGGGACCCCAUUGCCCAUGUCAUGCUACCAAGAUGA